This is a messenger RNA of Macrobrachium nipponense, 6120 nucleotides long. RefSeq lists its product as uncharacterized. The coding region runs from base 545 to 4873 and encodes 1442 amino acids. NCBI's taxonomy places the organism in Eukaryota, Metazoa, Arthropoda, Malacostraca, Decapoda, Palaemonidae. The record is from RefSeq and is a predicted model, not a curated record. The transcript has 10 exons.
AAACCCGCCCCAACAGACGACGAAAAUGUCAGUGAAAUCUUCCCCCAAACCCCGCCCGAGGACCGUCGAGGACUCCUCCUCCCUAGUGCAGUGAAGGCGGACAUGAGGUCUGUGACUGAGGAGACGCCCUACCGAUGGGACUAAGAGAGAGAGAGGGCGCAGGAGAAGAAGAGACACGAGAGAAAAAGGGCGCAGGAGAAUCAGGAGAGAGAGAGAGAGAGAGAGAGAGAGAGAGGGAGAGGAUCACCAUUGUCACCAUGAGGGUCCUGUAGCUCUUUGUCUGCUACUACUGCUGCCUCCUCCUCCUCCUCCUCAUUCCUCUUUCCUCCUCUCCUCCUCCUCCUUCUCCUCCUCCUGCUGGUGUUAGUGGGACGAGCGGAGAUAUCAUUAUCAUCAUUAUUAUCAUCAUCAUUCUCUCUCUCUCUCUGUCUCCCUCUCUCUCUUCUCUAUGCGCGUUUAUCUGGGAUUAUUUCCAUUUAUAUCUAAAUGAAGUAGAAAAAGGAUUCGCGAAAACUCCUACUGCUGUUGCCAUCUCGUAGGAAAGAUGCGAUCCAGUAGUGUGGAAGAAGUUGGUGGUCAUGGACCAGGUGACCCGUGGGAGGUGUUCUCCGCUCUGGCCAUCCUUGUAGUGGAGGGACGAACCCCAGGGGGAGAGAGGGGCUACCAUGCAGGACCCCACUGUCCACUGCCUCAUCAGUUGCAGCAUAAACACAACUGCGACCAGAAUGAUCACGUGUGUGUUCAAGCUGGAUCCUUGCUGCGUCAGCUGCGGGUGAUGUGGGGUGUUGGUGUUGGAGUGAGCCUAGAGGUGCUUGUUGCUCCUGAAUGUCAGCACGGGGCAGCAUUAGCCACCACCCUCGAUACUCCUAUCGCUCCCUCGCAGAACCUUCGGCUGAUUGAACAGUGGAACUUUACUAUCUAUGAUCGGAGACUCCCAGAGGCUGCGGCAACUGGUUGGUCUUUGGUGGCAGCAGUGAGGUCGUUUCUGCACUUUUCCCAACUCUCGGCUUGGCUGAGCGUGUCAAGGGGCCGGCGGCCGCCAAAUGUGUUGUAUAGGCUGACAGUUACUUCGCCUGUCUUUUGUUCUAAAUUUACAGAAGAAGCAGAAGAACAUGUGUUUCCAUUGGCUUACAUGGGUCAGGAUACUUCGAUCAAGGUGGCCGUGCGUUCCUUACCUCGGAGCGAAAAAGUUCCAGUGGUUGUCUGCUACGAGCCACAUGAAGACAAUUGUGAGGAGAUGACAUCAGAUGAAAGUCUUCCUUCUUGUUCUCAAAAUAAAACUGAGAUGGCAAGGGGUGAGGAAGAUUUGCGGAGAAGUGUCAUGAAAGCCAGGUUGGCAGAGAACACCCGUGUGAGUCGAAGCGAAUCGCCGGACACACAGCUAGGGGAGAGUCUGCUGGAUCCUCCUCACUCCCUCACUCGUUUCCCUCGUCGCUACCAGUCUCCCGUGCGGUCGGGGUCUCCUUCCCUAGAAACUCCUGAGCAUUUGAUAUGUCGCCACAGACACCCAGUACCUCCCAACAGCAGGCCUCCAGAUGUAAUGCCACUGGGACCAAGUUUAGCCCGUCACCCGUUUUCUUGGACUCAGGCGCGUUACCCGGUUCCUCCUGUCAGUCUUCAUCUCCAUCCGACCUCUCUGGCCUCCUCAGUGUGUCCCUCCAGUAGUGGAAUCCCCCCCCCACAUCAGCAACAGCAGCAGUCAAGCCAUCACAUGCAACAUUGUCCUUAUAGAAUAGAUUACUCCGGACCCAGCCAACAUUUUCAGAGGCCACACCCCAUCUAUAAUCGUCCACAGAUGUGUUUGUCACAGCCGCAGUCUAUCAACCAGUUGCAUCUGCAAAAGCCCCAUUCUUCCCAUCACAACCUCCAGUCAUUGAACUUUGAUCAGCUUCAGAAGCAGCAGCAGCAGCAGCAGCAGCAGCAGCAGCAGCAGCAGCAGCAGCAGCAAGGCAGCUUAUCACCGAGGGGGGGCAAGUAUCAAAAUUACCCCGAGUAUCAGUACUACAACGAUCAGGCAGAAUCAAGCAGAGACUAUGUUGGACCCUCCAAGAGAUACAAGAGCACGAGGCUGCUUAGCGACGGGUGUUCAGAAUCUGAUUACAGUUACAGUUUUAAACCCAGAGGAGAUUGCUCUGAAAUGUCCAAAAAUGUCCAAGGUACAAGUAGUAGUUCCAGCGUACAAGGGGGGUCUAUGCAGCAUCGGGAGGAAGACGAGAACUCGAGCGAAUGGGAGUGCAAGAAGAAUGGGCAUAAUGGAAGCAGUGCUUGUCUUCCACAGCUGCCAGGGGAGGCAGAAUCCCUUUCUGGAGAACCAACCCAAAAGGGCAGCGGGAAGGUCAGCGCCGGUCUGAAGCGGGGAUCCUCCUCCUCGAGUGAGAAGCGCUGUAAAACAGAGAAGAUGCUUCCAAAAGUGAUAGAUGAUCAGUUGAGGCCUUGCUGUUCACACACUGGCAAACAUUUGUGUUCCAGCAUGGAAGAUCUGUCUGACGUCUGUGAUAAGGAACCUGAGAGUUCGUGUCACUUACACUCUAAGGAUAUUAAACAAGAAAUGAAACACAGAGGUGAUGUUAGUCCUAGCCGCUUGUUCCGUAACAAGUUCAACUUUGACCUAACUCCAAAGGAAACUAUGGAAAUUUUGAGUGUUUUGCGACAGUCUAGUAACAGCCCAAGGAGCCAUUCGAAAGUUCGUUCUCCUAAAGGUCAUUCUGAGAUGAAAAAUUUACAUUUAGGCUUAGAUCCUGAUAUGAAAGCAGAGAAGCAGUUGUGGGCUAGUCAAGAAAUGGAGAGAAAAAUGCUGGAAGACAAAGGAGGAAAGAGGCUGGAGGGGGAGGGCCACUUCAGGCUUCUUGAUUCUGUGAAAGUGACGAGAGAAUGGGAAGCGGGUGAAGCCCCCUCAGCGACGACGACGACGAGGAGGAGUUGCAAGAGCAGCAGCCAAAUGGGACCAAACUAUCUCUCAUCCUUGGGGGGAUGUUCCGAGCACAGGAAGAGUGAAAGGUGCCAAAACGAAAAUCGGGGUAGAGGGGAUGAUGUGCAGGAGGAGUUGACCUCUAGUCCCGAAAACCAGUUUCUCGAAGCCAUAGCGCUUAGUAGUGAGAAACCAUGUGAUAUUCCUAGUUGUAAGACUUUAGUUGAUAGUUGUGAGCCAUUGUGGACCAGAGUUUGUAGUGAUAAUGCUUGUGAUAAUGAUAGUGAUUUAAUGAAAAAGGGAAUUAUUUAUGGUUUGGAAGAAGGAUACAGGGAAACUGAAAACCAACAGUGUGUUGAAGCUAAAAAGAUUACACUGAAAACGAACUUUUAUACUGCUUGUAGCGAGCCAGCCAAAGCCCUCCACUGUCAACCACAGAAGCAAGUAUCACAUACGCUGAGUAAGAGUCCAUUUGUUGCAAUAUUAUCUAGCAUCCAAAAUGAGUACAAUCAAGACAUUACGGGAGAGCAGCAGCUGCAUAUGACGACAGGCCAUUCAAAUGCCACUUCCAGCACCACAAAGGAGACAGCAAAGAGAGUCUUGAAUUUCCAAGAUGAUGAUGAGGAAACCCACGUCCAUCAGAAAGCCAAGGAAGAAAUACCAUCCAAAAUUAGCAUCGCAAAAUCUCAUUUGGACCAGAGUGAUUGGAAGAUCGGCAGAGAUGCCGGCAAGGAGAACAACGUGGUGCGUUCGAGGGAGACUCGAGAAGGAUUUGUCAAAAGUGCGAGCUUGCUCAAACACCUGAUGACGCGGGGUCAUCCAUCACAACCUCAGGAGAAUUCUCAGGAUGAUAGGCCAUUCAUUUUAGACGGCAAUGACCACGGAGGAGAUGCUUCGAAGCAGUCGCCUGUGCAGCUUGAGACAGGUCAGAAAAUCAAGCAGAUAGAAGAUGACCAGAAGCAAGUUGGCAGCAAUGACACAGAGAUGCAACUAGAUGACUUAAUCUGUGAGGAUGAUGAGGUUGAGAAGUACUGCAACAUGAAAGGUGUCACUAUUCCAUCUGCCAGCGAGAAGGCUCAGUUCCGCCGCUCCUUAGACUCUGCGACGAACAUGGUGUUCCACAGCAAGACGGGGCUACCCCUUACGUCCUCUCCGGCGCCACUCAGAAAGGGAAAGCGAUUUGACUACGACUCCAGCCUUAUCAGUGUAGCGGCAAUAAAGAGAUCGACAUCGUUCCACUGCAGUGCAUUGUACGCCUGUGAUACCGAAGAGGAAGAGGCAUAUACUAUAGAGAUGCACGCAGUAUGCCACGAACACAAGAGCGCUCGCAAGUUGCAUCAACUGUCGAUGUCCGCGCCAGCUACUGUCACGUGUUCAAACCUCCUGGGCAGCUUUGAGGAGUGCGUCCUGAACGGUCGACUGGAGCCUGUGUCAACUGUCCAGGGUUUCACGGCAGAAAUUGCAGCCUCCGGAGCCUUCUGUCCAAAGCGCAUCACAAAACCAGUGACAGUUUUUUUCUACACACUCUGUGAUAAUGAUCAGAUCUCAUCUCCGUACAUGGGUCACAUCAAUCUUGGCAAGAAAGGCUACCAUGUCCCCAGCAAAGGCACUGUACAGGUUACAUUGUUCAACCCACACGGGACAGUGGUGAAAAUGUUCGUUGUAAUGUAUGAUUUGUCAGAUAUGCCGCCCAACUCGCGUACGUUUGUCCGUCAGCGUACGCUAAACAUGCCAGUAGGGGCCAGUGAUGCAGAUGACAAUGCUCAUCAAUGGCUCCGUUACCUCAUACAUCUCAGGUUUGUCAGUUCCAAGUCUGGCAAAAUCUACCUCCAUACAGAUAUUCGCAUGUUGAUCCUCCGAAAGAGCGAUGCUGAUGCUGCCACACUGCACAAAACCAGCGUCCCCUAUGAACUGCGCUCAUUCACCCAUGGUCCAACGAAUCCUAAAUUUUCUCCCAGGAAGUAAGAAGAAAUUCAGUCUCCAAUACUUACUACAUAAUACUGCCAUUUUGCUAACACAGGAAGACAUGAACAGUGCCAUGUAGUUUUCUGAUGACUGUGAAAAUUAUGGUGGACGCAACAUUUUUAAUUAAAAGCUUGUUAUAGAACAAUCCAUACAUAGUACUCCUACUGAUAUUUUGAAAAGAAAAAUAAAAAAAUCAAUAAGAGACUAUUAAUUAAGAGAAAUAGAAAUGUGAAUUCUGAAUCAUCAUUGGAAAAUGUCCAGCGUGAAUCUAUCCAUCCUCCUCCCUUCCGGAAAAAGAUAAACAAAAACGAAAAAAGAAAAGAAAAUUGUACGUAAUUGUGAUCAUAUUGCUGAAUCUAAAGUAUUUGUUCAACAAGUAUCAACAACUGCCACAAGUGUAGGGUUGCCAGAUGGGUGUCCAGGAAUAUUUGAUGAUCAAACUCUCAUGCUUCCAGUUGCUAAGGACAAGUGAAAUGUGGUUUUGACUCAAAGUGCCCUUGCGUGAUCCAGUUUGUAUAGAAUGUUUGUGUUGAUAUUUUUAUUGGCUUACCAAACAGCAUCAUCAUCAUCAUAUUCUCAUUCGGUUCCAUUCUCUUCAGAAGAGCUUAGUCAUUGGCUAUGCAUUACUACAAAACAUUUGAUUAUAUAGUACUAUAAUACCAGUGGAGCGAGCAUGCAUCAAUAUGGAACAAAACUUGGUCGAAGGUGCGACAGACGCUAUCGUCUCGUCUUGUGAUAGUUCUCUUUUUAAAUGACUUAUUUAGAUGCUGAUCUCAGUAUUGCCUUUAGAGUAGUAUACUAUACUUUUUAAAUCUUUAGUGUUUGUUGUUUUUCAUGAAAGCUUAGGAAUUAUUAUUGGAGAAAGUGUUUCUGAGAAAUUUAUGUUAUGCUGUAUAUUAUAUAUUUGACUACUGUAGUAUUUUCAUUUUGUCUUUUGUUAAACAUUUUUAGCUUUUAUCAAAGAUGCAUGGCAUUUAUGUGCACACAGUUUCGUGGAACUAACAUUAUCAAAAGUAAUCCUAGGCUGUUCGCAAAUAUUUUACUUAAUAAAUAUCAAGAGUGGUCCCUGUCGUACAAGCAAGCAAGCAAGCAAGCAAGCAUUGCUAUUGGAGCCUGGUUCUUCUUCGUUCGUCUCUCCUCCUUGCAGCAACGCGCUUGCAAUGAAGACAGGGACAACACUUCAGUAACGUGCCUAUAAUAUAUUACUAUAUGUUUUUGAUGUACGUAUCAUGAAUGAUUGGACAAAG